Molecule: messenger RNA, 1107 nt
Organism: Penicillium canescens
Lineage: Eukaryota; Fungi; Ascomycota; Eurotiomycetes; Eurotiales; Aspergillaceae
Exons: 1
Coding region: 1-1107 (368 amino acids)
Source: RefSeq, a predicted model, not a curated record
AUGCGAUUGAAGGAUGCAUUGCACAAUCGCAGGUUACUGCCGGUCCCUCCGAAACGUGUCCGUGACCCAGAAGAUAGGUCGCAGCUGAGAAACAACGCCGGAAAAACCAAGUAUCUAGACUUAAACAAGCCCUUGCCCCUGUCUCCGGAAGAACAGGCUGAAGCACAAGAAGCCCUCCAUCAAGAUAUUGUCAACUUACUUACGGUCAGGACAUCACACACGAGUCUCAUCGAACUUCCUAGAGAAACGCCGAGUACAGACGAUCUUUCGGAGGGGAGAACAAGCCCCGAACCAGUUUCCUACCAAGAGGAUGGGGAGCACUCCAGAGGAAUGAACGAUGAGAAUCAUGAUACCUCGCGACUUACAGUCCUUUGUGACUUAGUUGACAACGAAUCUACGUCGACUCAGAGUGAAGGUGGAUCGCGGGUCACUGUAACCGAGCUACAAGAGGCGCUCAUGAAGGCAAACCCUACCCUAUGGGAACUACACCUGAGAGCGCUAAACCCGGAGGUGCCUGGUACAGAGGAAUACUAUACGACCCUGACCAUAGCUCCCAAUACCCCUGUCAGCUGGACACCUGAAUCAUGGCUCGAUCAGUAUAAAUGGGAACUGAAUAUUUGCAGUCAUAUAACCGGACUUAUAUUGGAAAGAUACAAACCACAAGGCGCCAAGGACCAUGAGGUUUUCGAUCCGAUUUCAACCCAGGGCAAACACUGGCCAAGGGUUCAUCAGGCGUUUUGGCGAGUGUGGACAUUCUGUUUGACCUUUGGCUGUAACAAAGGCCGGGAAUGGGAUAUCCAGAAGCAACAACAGUGGCUAGCCGGCAGUGCCUGUGAUACUGAAAUGAUUGGAGCGACAAUUGAUCCGUCCGAUACCCCCACUGAGCAUUGGACGCUUCUUCCUGAAGGAUUCGGCUACGGGAACCAUAUGGGGUUAUCGGUCUGUGAGGUGGAGGAUAUGCAGAUUCUUUGGAAAUUUCUCGAGGAUAUACUACGGGAACAUGUAGGGGCCCCGCCACCGGAUUGGAAAUGGGAACCAGAGUAUCAAUGUAUGGCCCCGCAUCCACGCAUUUCAUGUCCACUCCUAACAUAUUAUGAUUAUAGAUGA